CGAGAGACGAGGAAGAACUGGCAUUGCCUUUCAAAUAAUCACAGUCGCCCGCCCACUGUCCGAUGCUGUUUGCAUCGAAAAUAUUGUCGAAUGCAUGAAAAAGAUCAUCUCUGCUGUUGUGAAAGCGCUUUGCGAGUAAGAUUCUCAGCACCAAACAGACGAGCGUGGCACUGAUACGUCUGAAGUUGUGAGCGAGAAGCUGCAACGUGAUGGAGGUUGAGAAUAAAGAAGGAACCGAGAGCCCUCUGCCCAAUGGCAGCACCCAUCCACCCAAACGUGGACGAGGCAGACCACGAGGGUCACUCAAUAAGAAGUUCACUACCGAGAAAGCACCGACACACAAUGCCAGGCCAUCUAAAAAGGUGGACUUCUUUUCUCCCGACAUAGUCAUAAAGACCAAGGUGAGGAAACGUGGUCGACCAAAGAAGAUAAAAAUGCCCGGCAGGCCGAGAAAGAUCCCACUCACGCCGGAGGAAGAAUCAGAGAGACUUCACAGGUUGAGUUUACAGCGCAAGCGGAGACUGUCAAAGCCGCUCGGAAGACCACGCAUUCAUCCCAUCGCCGAAGAUCCCAAGGUAAAAAGAGGUAGAGGAAGACCACGCAAGUACGGUGCCAAAUCUGGUUCGCAAAGUGGCAGAGCCAAACAAGCUGGCAUCGAAAUCAGCCUUGAUGCCGCCAACGGUUCUCCACGAAAGAGAGGGAGGCCAGCGGGCUCGUUGAAGAGGAAGAGGGGUCGUCCUGCAGGUUCUACCAAGGUUGCCAAGAUCGCCAGGGCCUCAGAUGGAACCCCAAAAAGGAGAGGCCGCCCUCCAGGCUCUCCCAACAAGGUGAAGAAGAUUCAGCAGGCUGACGGAUCUCCUCGCAAGAGGGGCCGUCCCCCAGGCUCUGGCACCAAACUGAAGGUCAUUCAACGAAACACCGACGGAACUCCUCGCAAGAGAGGCCGGCCUCCAGGUUCUGGCAAAAAGGUCAAGAUUGUCGAAAAGAAAGUCGGAGACACUCCCCGCAAGAGAGGCCGACCUCCAGGUACCGGAAAAGUCAAGGCACGUGCCGCAGAAGGUGGAGAGACGGGAGGUGAGAACGCCGAUGGCACCGCUCCUCGUCGUAAGAGAGGACGUCCAAGCAAAGUCAGACUCGCAGUCGUGCUCGAAAAACUCCCCACUGCAUCAGCGGAGGAAGACGAAGAGGAGACCGACGCACCCUCUCCCAAACAAUCCCGCACCUCUGAUGAUUCAUCGCAAAAUCCAAAUGAUGAUGAUGAAGACACCAGGGCGAGCGAGAACGAUGCAGACCCAGAAGACGAAGAAGAUGACGACGAUGACGCCAUUGAUUGUUCAAAAGUGAACAACACAAGCGAGAACGAGAUGGUGGGCAAAUUCAAAAAAAAGAAAUGAAGACAUAAGGGGCUUCAUUGAAAAUUGGUGGGUAUAUUUUUCGAAGGGUUUUAAUAGGCUAUGUCAAUAAUUUUUUGCAUUUUUUUUUUUUUAAUCUGACAAAGUGUGCUUUUGAUGUUGCCUGUC
Sinocyclocheilus rhinocerous is the source of this 1520-nucleotide messenger RNA. RefSeq names its product AAC-rich mRNA clone AAC11 protein-like. The transcript is spliced from 2 exons. The coding region runs from base 210 to 1394 and encodes 394 amino acids. Lineage: Eukaryota; Metazoa; Chordata; Actinopteri; Cypriniformes; Cyprinidae. Gene Ontology annotation, molecular function: DNA binding. The record is from RefSeq and is a predicted model, not a curated record.